AACAAAAAAAUAAAUGAUGUUAUCACUUAUUCUUUCUAUCUUGUUGAUUGAUAUAUUUUUUUACAUUUCAGUUUGUUGAAAAUCAUAAAAUUAAAAAAAUGGAACAAAUCGGAUUUUUUCCUAUCAGCAAUUCAAGUAAUAUCUAUGGGAUGACCAAUAUGCAUGGUGAUAUGACCAGAAUUUUAGUGGCCACAUUAGAGAAACAAGUUUUUGCAGUUGAAUAUUCGGAUAACAAGAAAAUUACAUGCAAUGAAAUUCAUUUCGCCUACAUACCUAAUAGUGCCGAUAUCAUAUCAAUCGAUGCUUUUGUUCGAACUAAUUACAAUGAUAUUGUUUUGGGUAUAACUUUCUUUAAGAAUUAUAAAGAAUCUGAUUCAAAUGAAUUUCGAAAAAACAUUGUCGUCUCAAACAAUCGAUCAACGUCAUCAAGUUCGGAGAAAAACAUCUGUAAUCAUUAUUAUUUCAAUAUUUAUUCCAGUUUAAGUUCAACAAAUCGGUUUGAUUUGAAUCAAAUUGCUCAGGAUUGUCAAACCUUUGAAUUGGAUUUUGUGCCAUAUCAUCUGUAUCAUACAUCCAUUAUUAAUGAAAAUAAUAUUGCAGAAACUUUGUGGCUUCUGUCUGGCAGUGAUUGCUAUGUACACGUUUUCCGUGAAGAUAAUAAGAAACAAAGUUUCUAUAAAGACAAAAUUGAUCUGUUCCCCGAGUUGAACAAUUUUGAAAGUAUCGUUAUUUGGAUUGAUGUAAUCAAUUACGAAGAAAAUCAUAAAUGCCAUCGUUUGACAGCAGUCGGCUGUGAAAAUGGUAUAUUGUGUUUGUUUUUUGUUGAACUUGGGGAAACGAAUAAUCCUCGAAUAAUCAAGUCAUGGAAAAAUCGUUUCGAUGGGCCAAUUUUAUCCGUAAAAUUUUUUAAAGAUAAAAUAAACAGUAAUCUAAACUUGAGAAAAUUGGGAUUCAAAAGUGAAUUUUCGCCUGAAAUCCAUUUAUUGGUACUGGAUUCUUGUGAACAACCAACAAUCUAUAGAAAUGUACAAGAAAAUGGUCUUGGACUACGAAAAAUUCUGCCAAAAAUCAACGAAAAUAAUAUCGAUUUAUUUCCGGCAAGUAUCGUUGGAGAUGUUAAUUUUGAUAAUAACAAUGAAAUAAUAUUGGGCAGCUAUGGGAAAAAAAUCAUUUUUUACAAAUUUGAACAUGAAAGCCAAACUUAUUUCAUUGAAAACACAAUGGAAGUUCCCCAUCCAGUAAUAUCGCUCACGUAUCUUGAUUUAACUGGUGAUGGAAUAAAUGAAUUGAUAAUUGUUACAACAAAAGGCAUCGUUAUUUAUCGACAUCAUAUCGACCCACUUAUUGAUGCACUUGUGAAAAAAAUGAAUACAAUAGCUAGUAAAUAAAUUUUGCAUGUGUUUUGUAAAAAUAAAAA
Molecule: messenger RNA, 1417 nt
Organism: Dermatophagoides farinae (American house dust mite)
Lineage: Eukaryota; Metazoa; Arthropoda; Arachnida; Sarcoptiformes; Pyroglyphidae
Source: RefSeq, a predicted model, not a curated record